Molecule: messenger RNA, 1396 nt
Organism: Nematolebias whitei (Rio pearlfish)
Lineage: Eukaryota; Metazoa; Chordata; Actinopteri; Cyprinodontiformes; Rivulidae
Product: zinc finger protein OZF-like
Exons: 1
Coding region: 201-1337 (378 amino acids)
Biological process (GO): regulation of transcription by RNA polymerase II
Cellular component (GO): chromosome
Molecular function (GO): chromatin insulator sequence binding
Source: RefSeq, a predicted model, not a curated record
GCAAACAAUUUCUGCACAACCAGUCUCUUCAGAAACACAUAACAUGUCCUUCAGCAGGAAGACAUUCAAGCUAUUUGGGUCAGAAGAAAAGUGUUGGAGAGAAGAACAGUGUAAAUACACACACGAAAGUCCAGACGGGACCAAAAUCAUUUAGUUUGGAUGAACCUGGUAAAAGUUUUAACAUACUAAGUAAUUUAAACAUGCACAUAGGAGACCACAUGGUAGAGAAACCAUUUGAAUGUGAGUUCUGUGAAAAAAAAUUUAAACUCAAGAGAAGUUUAAACUUGCAUAAGAGAGUUCAUACAGGAGAGAAACCAUUUGAAUGUGAGUUUUGUGGAAAAAGAUUUAACCAUAAGACGAAUUUAAAGUUGCACAGGAGAGUUCAUACAGGAGAGAAACCGUUUGAAUGUGAGAUUUGUGGGUAUAGAUUUAGCCGUAAGCCAACUUUAUACAAACACAUGAGAGUCCACACAGGACAGAAACCAUUUAUAUGCGAGUUUUGUGGACGAAGUUUUAGCCAGAAACCAACUUUAAAUGCUCAUUUAAGACUCCACACAGGACAGAAACCGUUUGCAUGCGAGUUUUGUGGACGAUGUUUUAGCCAGAAACCAACUUUAAAUGCACACACAAGACUCCACACUGGACAGAAACCCUUUAAAUGUAAGGAUUGUGGAACCAGAUUUCUCCAGAAGUCAAGUUUAAACUCGCACAGUAAAGUCCACACAGGACAGAAACCAUAUGAAUGUAAUAUUUGUGGACAAAAAUUUAGCCAUAAGACAAGUUUAAAGAUACACAUGAUAGUCCACACAGGACAGAAACCAUUUGAAUGCAAUAUUUGUGGACGAAGAUUUAGCCAAAAGUCAGGUUUAAACUUACACAUGAGAGUCCACACAGGACAGAAACCAUUUGAAUGUGAGGUUUGUGGACAAAGAUUUAGCGAUAAGUCAAAUCUGAAAACGCAUUUGAGAAUCCACACAGGACAGAAACCAUAUGAAUGUAAGGACUGUGGAAAAAGAUUUAGCCAGAAGUCAACUUUGAACUCACACUUGACUGUCCACACAAUAGGGAAAGGGUACACAGGAGAGAAAAUGUAUGAAUGUGAGGAUUGUGGACAAAGAUUUAGACACAAGUCUUAUUUAAACAUGCACAUGACAAUCCACACAGGAGAGAAACCUUUCAAAUGUGAGCUUUGUGGGCAAAGUUUUCGCCUGAAGUGUAUUUUAAAAAGCCAUAUGAGUGUCCACACGGACCAGAAACCAUUUGAAUGUGAGGAAUGUGGUCAAAAAUUUAGCCGUAAGUGUAAUUUAACCAGGCACACAAAAGUCCACAGGAAAUAACUCCCCUUCUGUGACUGAGGUCAAAGUUUGGACUUCAGUCAACUCUUAAACACACAAGA